AUGCCGGUGUCACGUGGCGCCAAGCCCGCGGCUUUCUCGAAGGGGAACCCCUUCGACUCCGACUCGGACUCCGAGUUCACGUCCAAACCGGGCAAGAAAUCGUCCGGGACGUCGUCGUCGUCGUACUCGGCCCCUGCCGACGCCAAGAAGCGGUACAAGGACGGGUUCCGCGACUCUGGGGGGCUGGAGAACCAGUCGGUGCAGGAGCUGGAGCACUACGCGGCGUACAAGGCCGAGGAGACCACCGACGCGCUCAGCGGCUGCCUGCGCAUCGCCGAGGACAUCAAGCAGGACGUCAGCAAGACGCUCGUCACGCUGCACAAGCAGGGGGAGCAGAUCAGCCGGACGCACGAGAAGGCCGUCGACAUCGACCAGGACCUCACCAAGAGCGAGUCGCUUCUGGGGAGCCUUGGAGGUUUCUUCUCCAAGCCAUGGAAGCCCAAGAAAACGAGGCAGAUCAAGGGACCAGCCUUGGUGUCACGAGAUGACUCCUUCAAGAAGAAGGCGAGCCGCAUGGAGCAGAGGGACAAGCUCGGGCUGAGCCCGCGAGGGAAGCCCAACCCUCGCCACUACGCCGAGGCCACCAACGCCAUGGACAAAGUCCAGGUGGAGAAGCAGAAGCAGGACGACGCCCUCGAUGACCUCAGCGGUGUGCUGGGCCAGCUCAAGGGCAUGGCCGUUGACAUGGGCUCAGAGCUCGACAGGCAAAACGAAGCGCUCGAUUCUCUGCAAGACGAUGUGGGUGAGCUGAACUCCAGGGUGAAGGGAGCCAACCAACGUGCGCGCAAGCUGGUCGGCAAGUAG
Molecule: messenger RNA, 804 nt
Organism: Phragmites australis (common reed)
Lineage: Eukaryota; Viridiplantae; Streptophyta; Magnoliopsida; Poales; Poaceae
Product: SNAP25 homologous protein SNAP33-like
Exons: 5
Coding region: 1-804 (267 amino acids)
Cellular component (GO): SNARE complex; plasma membrane
Molecular function (GO): SNAP receptor activity
Source: RefSeq, a predicted model, not a curated record